AUGGACCGCGACUCGGAAGUGCUGUCAAUCACGGGAAAGAAGCGUCGCGCGACACUCACCAAGAACCCUCCGCCAUCUGCACUCUCAAGUCGCCCUUCGUUAAGGAAACCGCAAUCAUCGACCUCGCUUCUCCAACGAGCCCCUUCAGCACCCUACCCUCGCUCUCAGCAAGCUUCACAUUCCGCCCGCGAUAUCCACCAGCGAACACGUUCAAACCAGUACGCUUCGUCGCAGUCGUCAUUCGAGCAUCCGAGCAAUCCAAGCACGAACCCGUCGCCGAUAUUUCCCUCGACCGACAGUUUCACCUAUCAGUCGCAACCUUCGCAGUCGUACAACACCGACCUCGUGGGCGCUCCAUUUGAUGCGUCAGGACUUCUGUCGUCGAUACAGUCAACAGCGAUUAAUGGCGAUGCGCCGCCGGCCCCAACGCGAGCACCUCCGCCUCCACUAAUGCACACUCACACAAGUCCUGAUUUGCGCUCAUACCAGUUACAGGGCUCCCAAACAAUUCCGCCGGGAGGACAAACAAUGGAUACCACCUUUCCACAAGCUGAUGGGACCAUGAGUCCAAAGCGCUUUUCAGGCGAAGCGGUGAAGCCACCAACGGCACGGAAAAAGAGUGGUUUCAGCACUUUUAUGAACAGUGUGCUAGGUUCGCCAAAAACCAUAAAGAUUUCUGCGCCUGAGAAUCCAAUGCACAUGAUCCAUGUUGGCUAUGACAACCAGACGGGCCAGUUCACGGGACUACCCAAAGACUGGCAGCGCAUGCUGUCGGACGCAGGUGUGUCGGAAAAUGAACAGAAGCAAAAUCCAGAGAUGAUGGUGAAUAUCAUGGAGACGUACAAGAGUAACACUGGAGACCAAGAACAGCAUGUCUGGCAGAAGUUCGACCACGCGAAGCUAUCAGAGUCGCCAGCGAGCAGUUCAUCGAGCUACAAGCAGGGCGGCACUACACCGAUCAUUGGAAGCAGUCCAGGUUCUUUUCCCUCACAAACACCACAAAUGAGCUCGGUCAUCUCUCCACCACAAAGUCCGCGAUUCCCGCAAAAUCAUGAAGGCAGUUUCGAAAACCCGAGACCGCCUCCUCCAGUGCCCAAGCUUCCAGCUGCAAGCACGCUCGCAAAUAUGUCACCAAGUGUCAACGGCAUGAUGCCCAGUAGGCCGGCUCCGAAACCACCCACACAAACCAUGACACCUGCUCGUCCACCUCCGCCACCUCCAGUCAAUACUCAGCAACAGCCGAUGAUACCACGGAUGAGUCAGGACCAAGCUAGACCUCCUGCACCGACCGCCGCAUCGUCUAACCAGACACCAGCGCUCCCAUCAGCUGAUGGAUAUCGCUCAAGAUCGGGCUCAAAGACACAGUACACAGCGCCAUCGCCAAAGGUCAGCCAAGGCAUCACGAACCCGGUGCAAUAUCAGCAGCAACAGGAGCAAGCCAUGCGAGUCGCCCAGGAAGCCAUUCAGAGCAAGCAACUGGAUCGUUCGCGAAGUCAGCGACAACAGCAGCCUCCUGUCAAACCCACACAGCAGAAUCUACCUCCAUCACAACAGGCACCAGAAGUACCACCGAAGAUCGCCCAACAGAGUCCCUCACUACCUCAGCAAACUCAACAGUAUGUCACAGUUGCUGAAAAUGGGCAACAGACAACACCGAAGGUUGGGGCAGUUCCGGGUGCCAGACCGCGUGCGAGGCCUCGGCAACCAAGCAACGGCGCUGAGGUGGCCGCGAGGCUGCGAGCAAUAUGCAGUGCUGGUGAUCCUACGAAGAAGUACACCAAUCUCGACAAAAUCGGACAAGGUGCGUCCGGCGGCGUAUUCAUGGCAUUUGAAGCAGCAGGUGCCAAACGCUGCGUGGCUAUCAAGCAGAUGAACCUCGAACAACAGCCGAAGAAAGAUCUCAUUAUCAACGAGAUCAUUGUCAUGAAGGAGAGCAAACACAAGAACAUUGUCAACUUCAUGGAUAGCUUCCUGCACGAAGGCGAUCUGUGGGUAGUCAUGGAGUACAUGCAGGGCGGUAGCUUGACAGACGUGGUAACUUUCAACAUCAUGACGGAAGGACAGAUAGCAGCUGUCUGCCGAGAGACUCUCUACGGAUUACAACAUCUCCACUCUAAGAAUGUAAUCCACCGAGACAUCAAGUCGGACAACAUUCUUCUGUCGGAACGAGGCGACAUAAAGCUCACGGAUUUCGGAUUCUGCGCUCAGAUCAAUGAUUCGCAGAACAAGCGGACGACUAUGGUCGGUACGCCAUACUGGAUGGCUCCAGAGGUUGUGACCCGGAAAGAAUAUGGGCGAAAGGUCGACAUCUGGAGUUUGGGCAUCAUGGCCAUCGAGAUGAUCGAAGGAGAGCCACCGUAUCUUACCGAGUCGCCACUUCGAGCCUUGUACUUGAUCGCCAAGUUCGGCACGCCGCGCAUUAAGAAUGAGCAGGACUUGUCACAGGUCUUCCGAGACUUCUUGUAUUUCGCUCUCAAGGUAGAGCCAGAGAAACGCGCCAGCGCUCACGAUCUUCUUCAUCAUCCGUUUAUGCAGAUGUGUGCACCCUUACAGACUCUUGCGCCUUUGGUUCAAUCAGCUCGCGAGAGCCGAGCAGCAGAGAAGCAGCAACGAGCGGGUGGUUGA
This is a messenger RNA of Cyphellophora attinorum, 2625 nucleotides long. Its product is annotated as Serine/threonine-protein kinase ste20. The transcript is spliced from 3 exons. Lineage: Eukaryota; Fungi; Ascomycota; Eurotiomycetes; Chaetothyriales; Cyphellophoraceae. The coding region runs from base 1 to 2625 and encodes 874 amino acids. Gene Ontology annotation, molecular function: ATP binding; protein serine/threonine kinase activity. Gene Ontology annotation, biological process: regulation of MAPK cascade; intracellular signal transduction; protein phosphorylation. Gene Ontology annotation, cellular component: cytoplasm. The record is from RefSeq and is a predicted model, not a curated record.